UGGACAGCUUGCAAUUGGCCACCGACGAGUAUCUGUGGACUGUCAAGGAAACUGAGGAUACCGAGAAAGCUGACGCUGAUAGUGGCUACGGUGUUGAAUACGAAAGACAAAAACGACGUGCAGCACGAGAAGCAACAGUUGAAGACAGGCUUGAAAACAGGACUGCGGUUGAAGACAGGUCAUCGUCAGUUCCGAGAUCCUCUUCCACUCUGA
Amoebophrya sp. A25 is the source of this 213-nucleotide messenger RNA. The record is from the annotation of a GenBank genome assembly. NCBI's taxonomy places the organism in Eukaryota, Dinophyceae, Syndiniales, Amoebophryaceae.